UACGUCGUUUGUUGAAAAGUCAGAACCGCUGAUUCAGACGAAUCGAAUCGGGCGACGUGGUGUUUUCUCGUUCCAAAGGCAGCAUCUCUCGGUCGGCUCUCCGUUCGGCCGCCGAAAGAUGGACAACUCGCGCCUCCUGUUCUACGCUCUCGGCAUUUUCGUGUGCUACUUUUACUACGGCGUCGUCCAGGAACGAAUCACCAGGGGCAAGUACGUCAGCUCGCCGGACGCUGAGCCCGAAUUCUUCACCUACAGCCUGAGCCUGGUGCUCACCACCUGCUUCUUCAACUACCUCUUUGCCAAGGUUCUGCUGGCCACUGUCCAGAAAAAGCAGGGCGAUGACUCGACCAAGACUAUCUACUACUGUUCGAGCGCCCUCACCUACCUGCUGGCAAUGGUUUGCAGCACCAUGGCCCUCCAGUGGGUCAGCUACCCGACGCAAGUGGUUGGAAAGUCGUGCAAACCCAUCCCAGUCAUGAUUCUUGGAGUUUUGCUCGGAAGAAAAAGGUAUCCGCUUCAGAAGUACCUCUUUGUGCUGCUAAUAGUGGUCGGCGUUGCCCUGUUCAUCUGGAAAGACCAUUCGAAGCCACGAUCGGAGGCAGUUCCCGACUCUUGGAUGGGCGAAAUCCUCCUCGUCCUUUCUCUCACCAUGGACGGACUGACCGGCGCCAUCCAGGAACGCAUGCGGGCCGAGCACCAGUCCAAAUCCGGCCACAUGAUGCUCAACAUGAACUUCUGGUCUUGCGCUUUCCUCUCGGUCGCCGUCUUGAUGUCCGGCGAAAUCUGGGACUUCAUCGCCUUCGUCGGCCGCCACCCGGACAUCAUCUGGCAACUUUCCACCUUCGCCCUGGCAAACGCACUUGGACAGUUUUUCAUUUUCCUCACCGUGAGCGAAUUCGGGCCCCUUCCGUGCUCCAUUGUCACGACGACGAGGAAAUUCUUCACCGUUCUCGGCUCGGUUCUGUUUUUCGGCAACACUUUGCUCUCUAGACAGUGGCUGGGCACCCUGUUUGUCUUCGCAGGCCUCUUCCUGGACAGCAUGUACGGCAAGGCGCCGGCAGCCCCGCAAAAACCUAUCAAGUAGAAGACAGCACAAUUUUUCGCAAACUUUUUUGUGAUCUUUUUUUUAUUUUUAAUGAAAAGUGAUCAAAUACAGUGAACAGGAUCAUAUGCAUAUGAUUGCUUUUUUAAUGAACCGGCUCAAAGAUUUUUAUUUUAAGUUGAGCUUGCAGUCACGAAUAUCGUUAAAAUUAUUUGGAAACAAUUUAACUUCUAAUGGUUGCCAAUCAAUAAAUGCUUUUGGAAGCAGUGAAGGAGUCUGGAUUUUUAAAAUAAUAUAUUGUUGGAAGAAAAACUGUGCUAUUUGUUGGCUAUAAUAUAAAUUUUGUGUUACGUGUUCUUACAGUCGGCGUUUGAAAUUGUCCCAUGCUUUUGUUGACAAUUUAUAUAAUUAAUUUCCGUACCACAAAAGAACUAGUUAUUUUUACAACAUACUGUAACACGCAGUCUAGAAAUUUUAGCUUUCAGUUACUUAUCGUGCAAUAUUUCUGCUGUCAAAGCACAUUUUGUUGCACAAGGAAUCUACACUACUUGCCUCAAGUUGUAUUAAGCUGUGUUUUGUCUAUACUUGGUUAAAUUAUAAUUUUGUUAUCUUCCGACUGCCACUUGGAGUGUCAGAUGCGAGCAAUGAUUGUGUUGUUUAAUUAUGAGGAAUGUCAUGUGUUGAAUUUGAUAGGAAAUAUCUAUAAAUUAAUUUAAAAUGUGCUGAGAUACAUUAAAUAAUAAAAAACCUUGAUUUCAAAUUUUAUUUCAA
This is a messenger RNA of Neocloeon triangulifer, 1813 nucleotides long. It is a transcript of the gene meigo, whose product is annotated as solute carrier family 35 member B1 homolog. NCBI's taxonomy places the organism in Eukaryota, Metazoa, Arthropoda, Insecta, Ephemeroptera, Baetidae. Gene Ontology annotation, molecular function: UDP-galactose transmembrane transporter activity; UDP-glucose transmembrane transporter activity. Gene Ontology annotation, cellular component: Golgi membrane; endoplasmic reticulum membrane. Bases 119 to 1084 code for a protein of 321 amino acids. The transcript has 3 exons. Gene Ontology annotation, biological process: UDP-galactose transmembrane transport. The record is from RefSeq and is a predicted model, not a curated record.